CCUGUCAGUAUUUUAUUGGGACGGUGUUGUGGCGUAUGUAAAUUAUCUACACGCAAACGAUAGCAAUUCCAUUCUUUUUCAUACAUUCCUAAUUGACGCAGCGAUGAAUUCUUCGGAAUGGUUUAACGAAAUCUCAGACCAGCUAUGGCCCGGGCAAUGUUUCUCGCUGAAAGUAAAAAGGGUGCUUCAUGAAGAACGUUCUGCAUUUCAAGAUAUCAAGGUUCUAGACACCGUGUCUUACGGAACUGUGUUGGUACUGGAUGGGAUAAUCCAAUGUACGGAGCGGGACGAGUUUGCCUACCAGGAGAUGAUCGCGUUCCUUCCGCUUUGCUCCCAUCCAAAUCCUAAGAAAGUGCUCAUCGUGGGAGGCGGCGAUGGAGGCGUUGCUCGCGAAGUUGUGAAACAUCCACUGGUUGAAGAGGUGCACCAGGUCGAAAUCGAUGACCGAGUCGUGGAGUUGUCCAAAAAAUAUCUACCAUUUAUGGCAUGCGGCUUUGAUUCACCCAAGCUAAAGUUAACGAUUGGUGAUGGGUUCGAGUACAUGAAACAGCGAGAGGGUGAAUUUGAUGUUAUUAUCACCGACAGUAGCGAUCCGAUUGGGCCAGCUGAAUCUCUUUUCCAAGAAUCAUACUUUGGAUUGGCGAAAAGGGCCCUAAAGCCGAAUGGAAUAAUUUGCUCUCAAGGCGGUACUUUUUGGGUUAACAUGAAUCACGUUAAGGAAACUAUGGAUCACUGCAAGAAGAAUUUUCCAGUGGUCGGAUAUGGAUUAGCAUCGGUUCCGUCUUAUCCAUCUGGACAGAUUGGAUUUUUCAUAGCUAGCUUGAAUAAGCACACAAUAUUCAAGAAUCCUACUAAAACAUUCUCAGAUGAAGAAGUUGAUCAGAUGAAACUUCGGUACUACACGACAGAAAUGCAUCGGACUGCAUUUACUCUACCGAGGUACGCGGCCAAACAUCUCUAUUAAAGUAAAAUAAAAUCUACAAUUGCCUUAUUAUACAAUAAUCAUACAAUCUGAUUGUAUGCGCUUUUUGAAAGCUCAUCCUUUUUUUAAACAGCUAUUUACAUGUUUAUUGGGACUGCAAAAUACAUACAGUACAAAUUGAA
Molecule: messenger RNA, 1104 nt
Organism: Topomyia yanbarensis
Lineage: Eukaryota; Metazoa; Arthropoda; Insecta; Diptera; Culicidae
Gene: SpdS
Product: spermidine synthase
Exons: 4
Coding region: 104-964 (286 amino acids)
Biological process (GO): spermidine biosynthetic process
Cellular component (GO): cytosol
Molecular function (GO): spermidine synthase activity
Source: RefSeq, a predicted model, not a curated record